Molecule: messenger RNA, 573 nt
Organism: Condylostylus longicornis
Lineage: Eukaryota; Metazoa; Arthropoda; Insecta; Diptera; Dolichopodidae
Exons: 4
Coding region: 1-573 (190 amino acids)
Source: RefSeq, a predicted model, not a curated record
AUGUUUAAGCAUAAUGAUAGUACUAAAAUGUUACGAAUCCCUACAGAUAAAAAGAAAUUAAAACUAGUGUUACUGUUAACUUGUAUAGCAUCAAUAGCAGCCGAUGUAUCACAUUUAUUUAAUAAAUAUUUACCACCACCUUCCGCUCCCGUACCAAAUUAUAUAGAACCAGCACCAGCACCACCAGCACCUAUACCAACAUUUGCACCAGUUCCAUCUCUUCCGGCUCCAGUUCAAACUUAUGUUCAACCACCCCAUGCUCCGGCGCCAGAAUAUGGUCCACCACCACAACAAGAAUAUAUUCCACCACCACAACCAGAAUAUAUUCCACCACCACAACCACAAUAUAUUCCACCUUCACCACCAAUAAGACAACCACAUCCAGAAUAUUUACCACCACCAGUACAAUCGGUACCAUUACCAGCUCCAGCGCCAGUAUUUAGACCACAACCUCAAAUUCCAAUAUCAACAUAUAUUCCACCUCCACCUCCACCACCACCAGCACAACAAUUUAUUCAAACUCAAGAUUCUGGUUAUAAUUACGAUAGACCAAGUACUACAUUUAUCUCUUAA